AAACCUGACCCAUCCCAUCUAAGCAUCCCUCAACCAAAAACAUAAAAAGAACUGGCCCACCUCUCUCACUUUCUCACCCAUGAGUCACCCAUCUGCAGCCGCACAACAGCACACGGUUUCUGGAGAGUAAACUCACUUUCUCCUCUCUCGCCGGCCGCCGCCUCACACACGCGGCACGCCCACUGCCACAGCCCACAUGCACCGCCCCUGACCAAACCUCUGUUUCGCAAAGCCUUGCCUUGAUUUUGCAGUCCGAUGGCGAGUCGUUUCUUCUCAAAAAAAUUGGGAAUCCGUAAUUUGGCUUCAAUAUUUAGAGUUGGAGAGUUUGUGAGAAGUAGCAAGUCCAUUAGUGACACUUCAACUUCGUUGCCAUUGAGAUCUUCUGUUGCAGUUUUCGACCGCAAAUAUGUGUGGGGUUUCAGGGAAUACCAUGACGGAAGGCCAAGGGGUCCCCUUUGGAGGGGAAAGAAGCUCAUUGGCAAAGAGGCUCUCUUUGUGAUAUCCGGGUUGAAGAGGUUCAAGGACGACGACGAUGUGCUUCACAAGUUCAUCAAAACCCAUGUUCUGCGCCUCUUGAAGGUUGACAUAAUUGCUGUUCUCACAGAACUUGAGCGCCAACAAGAAGUUUCUCUCGCUUUCAAGGUGUUUAAGGUGAUGCAAAAGCAGGAUUGGUACAAACCUGAUGCAUUCUUGUAUAAGGACUUAAUUAUUGCACUUGCAAGGUCUAAAAAGAUGGAUGAAGUGUUGGAAUUGUGGGAAAGCAUGAGAAAAGAGAAUCUGUUCCCUGAUUCUCAGACUUAUACUGAAGUCAUAAGGGGCUUCUUGAAUUAUGGUUCUCCUGCAGAUGCAAUGAACAUAUAUGAGGAUAUGAAGAAUUCUCCGGAUCCACCAGAGGAGUUGCCAUUCAGAAUCUUGUUGAAAGGACUCUUGCCACAUCCUCUUUUGAGAAACAAGGUGAAACAAGAUUUUGAGGAGAUCUUCCCGGAUUCCAGCAUUUAUGAUCCUCCACAAGAGAUAUUUGGCGUCCGAUAAGAACAUGCUUCUCCGAUGAAAGAAUGUGAGCUGGUCAACCAUUUUCUGAUGCAAAUGUUGUGUUGGACAGUGAGUGGUCUGUCCCAGUGGUUAUUUGGGACUAAAUUGACAGUGAGUGUUCUGUCCAGGGGUCAUUUGAGACCAAAUUGCAAGAUAUUGGUUUCUCGCAUAUUUUGUAUGCUUGAAAGAAUGAGUAGAGUUGCAGAAAUCCAUCAUUAUCGAGUGAAUAUUACAGAUCUUUCUGUAAGUUGUGAUUUAUCUAGGAUGUGAUUGUAUUGCACUUGAUUAAAGAUGAGUUUUUUCUGCAUAGCUUCCUCCUUUUCAUACCCGCAACAUAUCUGUGCAUUUGAUCAUCGACAAUUCUUCUGAUUAUCUUGAUCAUGAUUCAUGAUCAAGUGUUAUGAUGCGUAUUACAAAAACUGCAGUUUACGGUUUGUUCAUGUU
This is a messenger RNA of Lotus japonicus, 1476 nucleotides long. RefSeq names its product protein THYLAKOID ASSEMBLY 8-like, chloroplastic. The coding region runs from base 256 to 1032 and encodes 258 amino acids. Gene Ontology annotation, molecular function: protein binding. The record is from RefSeq and is a predicted model, not a curated record. Lineage: Eukaryota; Viridiplantae; Streptophyta; Magnoliopsida; Fabales; Fabaceae. The transcript is spliced from 4 exons.